Messenger RNA from Contarinia nasturtii (swede midge), 2625 nucleotides. RefSeq names its product probable Dol-P-Man:Man(7)GlcNAc(2)-PP-Dol alpha-1,6-mannosyltransferase (gene Alg12). Gene Ontology annotation, cellular component: endoplasmic reticulum membrane. Gene Ontology annotation, biological process: protein N-linked glycosylation. The transcript has 8 exons. Gene Ontology annotation, molecular function: alpha-1,6-mannosyltransferase activity. Bases 445 to 2409 code for a protein of 654 amino acids. NCBI's taxonomy places the organism in Eukaryota, Metazoa, Arthropoda, Insecta, Diptera, Cecidomyiidae. The record is from RefSeq and is a predicted model, not a curated record.
AAUACAGUCUGUCAAAUUAAAAUCAGCUGUUUGUAUAGAUUUUGCAUGCAUUCUUCUUCGGUUAUAGUCGAUACGUUCGUUUGACUGUAUGCCAUUCUAAAUUUAACCAGCUAAUAUUACAAAAACCGAUUCUAGUUGGUCAAACUACACAUAAAUUGAGAGCAGUUUUUUUUGUUCUCGCCUAUUACUGCUGCUAUUGCGAAUAUGAAUAUAUCUAUUGCCGGCUUUAUUUUGUAUUAAAUUUGUAAUUUUUAUCAUCAUCAUCUGAACAAUAAACUCGAGUGUUGAAACGCACACAUCAAAUGGAUUAAUUGAGCAAGACAUCUAUUUCUAUAUGGCUAAAAUAUUUGAGCUGUCAUCCCCUGAAUCUAAUGAGAUAGCGAAUAGUGAAUCCGAAAUUCCUGACAUACGCAGCCAGAUUAGAUUUUAUUAUAAGCCAGCCAUAUGGGUGUUUUAGUCUUUUUUAUUGCGAUUGUUCAUCUAUUGUACACGCCAUUCACAAAAGUUGAAGAAAGUUUUAAUGUUCAAGCGAUACACGACAUCUUAUACCAUAGAACGAAUAUAUCUCAGUAUGAUCAUCAUGAAUUUCCUGGUGUUGUGCCGCGAACAUUUCUUGGUCCAUUGCUUGUGUCGACAUUGGCUAGUCCAUUAGUUUUCUUUCUACAUAUUUUUGAAGGGAAUAAAUUCUGGGCACAAUAUAUCGUUCGAUUGACAUUGGCCACGUGCGUUGUAUUAUCAUGGUGUAAAUUACAACGAGUUGUUCAACGAAUGGUUGGCUCAUUAUUUUCGGUUUGGUUUACAUUGAUCACAAUUACCCAAUUUCAUUUCAUGUUUUAUAUGAGCCGAACGCUACCCAACGUAUUUGCACUUCCGUUAGUGUUGCUUGCAAUUGCAUUUUGGUUGGAGCGAAAAAAGGCAUUAUUUAUUUAUAUGUCAGCGGCAGCCAUACUCAUUUUCCGAGCCGAACUAUCGAUACUGUUGGGACUUUUUCUAUUGUACGACAUUUCAUUUCAACGCAUUUCAAUACCUGAAUUAAUUAAAUAUGCAGUACCAGCUGGAGUAAUUAGUCUAGCGUCAACCAUUGUUGUGGAUUCAAUAUUUUGGCAGCGUUUACUUUGGCCGGAGGGUGAAGUAUUAUGGUUUAAUACAAUACUGAAUAAAAGUGCUGAUUAUGGUGUUUCACCAUUUUUCUGGUAUUUUUAUUCGGCAUUGCCGCGAUCAAUGGGCGCAUCACUAUUCUUCGUGCCAUUUGGACUAUAUUAUGAGAGACGCAUUCGACAAAUUGUGAUACCAUCGAUUGUUUUUGUUUUUAUUUAUUCGAUUUUACCACACAAAGAGCUUCGAUUUAUCAUUUAUGUAUUUCCAUUAUUGAAUAUUGCGGCCGCUUGUGCAUGCCAACGAUUUUGGAACAAUCGUUUCAAAUCGCUUUUUCAAAAAUUACUUGCAUUUGGUGCGGCCGGACACAUUUGUAUAAACAUUUUAUUGACACUAUUUUUACUGCUCAUUUCGGGUACCAAUUAUCCAGGUGGCAUGGCCAUGAUGAGGUUACAUCGAUACGCAUCCAAUACCGAAAAUGUUUCCGUACAUAUUUGCAAUUUGGCAGCACAAAGUGGCGUCACACGUUUCACAGAGCUUAACAAAUCUUGGACCUACAACAAAGAGGAAAAUUUGAAAAUCGACGAUCCGAAAUUGCAACAAUUUACACAUUUAUUGAUCGAACAAAAAGGAAAAUAUUAUUAUGAAAAUGAGGAUAUUCGACAUACAUACGAUGUUAUCGAUACAGUCAAUUGCUUUAGUAAUAUUGGCGUUGAAUAUCGAUCAGUGUUUCCAAUUAAAAUUAAAACACGUCCAUGUAUUAUCAUUUUACGUCGAAAACAUGGCAUAAUUCCACCGCAAAUCGAAACAAAUGACAAUAAUCAAAAUAUUGAUAGAGAACAUGUUGAAAAUAAAAAAACCCGCACUGAAUAUCAAAAUGAAUUGGACACAAUCGAAACGAAGAAAGAUACAUUGCUGAAUAGCAUGGAAGCAAAUGAUUAUGAUGACGAAAAUGUAUCCGAAUUUGAUGACACCAUAGAUGAUACAAACGCAAUGAACGACGAUGAUGAGCAAAAUAAUAUCAUCGAAACUGAUUUAAAGAGACCAACGACAGAAACCAAACAUAAACUGAGACGGCUUAUUGAAAGGCAUUAUCAUUUUAAGACAACCAAAGUGCUGGCGAAUGAUCGAACGGACAUUAUUGCCGCAAAUAAACAGAGCAUUAAAUCAAACAUCAAACAUAUCAUAAAAAAAGAGAAAAUUAAGGAGCUCAUCGAAAAAAUCUCACAAAUUGAUCUGCGAACAGUGUGUAAUUUGGAAAAAGAGUCAACCAAACAAUGCUUACUGAAAAUCAUCGACUCUUAUAUCGAAUAAUCACACUCACAAAAUACGGAAUUGUUGCAAUUUUUUUAUGAUCAUUUCAAUACAAAAGUCUGCUUUUUCAUAGUUACUAAUUGUUUAAAAAAAGAUGGUACAUUUUUUCAGUGUAUCUAGUUGAAAAGAAAAAAAAGUUUAACGAAACAAAAAAUUGUUCCCAUAAUUCUGAACAUGGAAUACAUUUUGUCAAAAAAAUAAAUAUUUAUAAAAUAA